This is a messenger RNA of Asparagus officinalis (garden asparagus), 2056 nucleotides long. Its product is annotated as IRK-interacting protein. NCBI's taxonomy places the organism in Eukaryota, Viridiplantae, Streptophyta, Magnoliopsida, Asparagales, Asparagaceae. The record is from RefSeq and is a predicted model, not a curated record. The transcript has 2 exons. Bases 195 to 1880 code for a protein of 561 amino acids.
UUAGACGUGGAUGGCUCUUGUCAUUCCAAUGCACUCAGCUUAAUAUAUAUAAAUAAAAGCACUCAGCAGGCCAGCAACUCUCUCGGUCUCAACCUUUUUCUUUUUCUCUCUUCCUUCUUGCCAUUUUCGUUCGACCUUAGAUUUCCAAGAAACCCAAUAGAAUUCUCUCUCUGAUGCGUUAGAAGGAGGGUCUAAUGGCCUCUUCUGAAGCUCUACAGGCCCACGGGCACGGAAUCCAGAGGCAGGACCUCAAGGUCGCCCUUGCCAAGGCCAUGGAGCUCAGAGCUCUUCACGCUGCUCUUGUUCAAGGGAGCAGCAGCAGCCCUGCUGCUGCUCUCCCAAGGAUCCAGCCUGGGGCUUCCCCUUCUCUCUCGAGAUCUUCUCAUCAGCUCUCCGCUGAGGAUUACCCAGUAUUCACCCCGAGUUACGAAGAGGACCCAUUACCUGGGUAUCACUACAUCCUUCCAGAAAAUCGAAGCCUGUCUGAGAGCUGGAGUGGAAGAUUUGAAGAAGAACCCAGGGAUAAUGACAGCACUGUCGCCGAUACUAAAACUCUAAACAAAUAUACAAACAACCAGCUUUCUAAGAGGAGCUCAUGUACAAACCUUUUUCCCGUUUUGCCAAAUGCUCCAGCUUCUGAUAUAAUCAAGUCUUCUAGCAGGCGAACCAACUCAAGUGAGUUCAAACUUCUCAACACUUGUAAUACAUGCGAGCCAGCAACAAUUAAUAGGGAAAAUGAUGCAGAUCAGAAAAAUACCAAGAAUGGUAUCAGUACAAAACCUUCAAGUGAUACAGCUCCAGUACAGUUUCACCCUAAACAGAAAGGGGCAAAAUUUUCAUGGCUGUUUAAAUCGAAAAAGAAACCCAAGACAGAAAUGUCUCCAACUGCAUUAGAAUCUGGAGACAUGUCCCAGAUUGUAAAAGCUUGGGGAGUUUUCUCAAUUGAAACACUAAAGAAGGAGCUGCUCGAGGCCAAUGAAAACAGGGAUGCUGCCUUAGCUGAAGUUUCAGAGAUGAAAUCUUCAUUGGGAGACUUGCAACAAAAGCUGAUGAGCCUUGAAUCAUAUUGUGAAGACCUGAAGAAAGCUUUAAAACAUGCAGUGCAAGGAAAAGACACCACAAAAAGAGCAAAAUCCAUUAGCGUAGUAAAAGACAACUCGAUGCCUGUCAGCCAAGAAGUGAUGGUGGAGGGAUUCUUGCAAGUAGUUUCAGAAGCUCGGCUCUCAGUUAAACAGUUCUGCAAGACACUCAUAAACCAGAUUGAAGAAGCUGAUAGCAGUUUAAUGGAGAAGCUAGAUUUAGUUCUUCAACCGCACCAAGUGGCCAUAAGUAAUAAGUAUUCGAAAGGGGUACUCUACCAUUUAGAAUCUCUUGUAAACCAAUCGCUGUACCAAGACUUUGAGAACUGUGUAUUUCAAAAGAAAGGCUCUCCUAGAGUUCUUGAUCCUCAGCAAGAUCGAUUGGAGAAUUUCUCUUCAUUCGUUGCGCUUAGAAGCCUGAGCUGGAACGAUGUUUUGCAGAAAGGUACUAAACAUUACUGUGAGGAUUUCAAUAGGUUUUGUGAUCAGAAGAUGAAUGGUAUUGUCUCGGUGCUGGAUUGGUCCAUGCCAUGGCCAGAGCAGCUUCUUCAAUCCUUCUUUGUCUCAGCAAAGUGCAUCUGGUUGCUGCAUUUGUUAGCUUUUUCCUUCAACCCACCUUUAGUAAUCUUGAGAGUUGAAGAGGAUAGGACUUUUGAUCCUCUCUAUAUGGAGGAUGUUUUAUUUGAUAGGCAGGGAGGACGAAAUCCGACCAGGGUGAAGAUUAUGGUAAUGCCAGGGUUUUAUGUGCAAGAUCGGGUGCUUAGAUGCAAGGUUCUUUGCAGGUAUCGGUCUGUACCAUAGCGAUUUGUUGAGGUUGCGGUUGGUUUUCAGCUUCAUUUUUAGGGCAGUGCAAUUUGUUUUUAUAGACGUGUUUUCUAUGUACACAGAGAAGUGUGAGGGGGGAUAGUUGAAAGAAGAACAAAAUUCUAACUCUGUUGUAUGUUCUCAACUGAAGGAAUAUCAUUGUAAUUUUCAUC